AUGGCGCGAGGAGAACGGGAAGAACCACAACGAGGGGCGGAAGGAACCCGCAGCCGCAAUGGCCCCGCCACGAGCUACUACGACUUGUACCCAGAACGCAAAAGGACGGGUCCGUACAUACCCAAGCAUGCUCUUGUCGAGCACGACAAUGGCAAACGUUCCGACAAGAACAAAGCGUCAGGGGCAGGCAACAAUGCACUACGGCGAUCACUGUCAGGAAGUCAACUCGUCUCCCACCACAAUACCGCCAUCGACUUGUCACAGCCUCCCAAGUCCACCAACAGGAAGGAUGACCGAUCUGAUCCCAUACAGGACUCUAUUACGAGCCCGUACGCCUCGUCCUCCAUCGCACAUAGCCGGGACCGACCCUUCAGCAGCGCACGGGAGCCUGUCAAGUCGAUAGCAGAGAUAAUUCGGUCUCACUCGAGCAGCCUCUUGGCAGUGCCACCGUCACAACGAGGUCCGCAACGCUCCGUAUCUUGGUCUGCUUUCGGACAAACUCGUUAUGAACGUCCAAAACACUCUUCAGAGGGUCUCUCGCAUAUCGAGUCAGAUGCAGACUCGGCCGCGUCGGAGGACUCGGUGGAACGCGAGACCCGAAGAGUGCUACACAACACGCAAGACGGUCAUCUCGAAAGGACGAUGUCCCAGCUUUCCGUCCAGGAAGCGGAUCUGCGGUCGCGUCGCACACCACACAUAGCAGUUAGGAAGCACGGCAGCCGGACAGCGUCGCCGGACCCUUUGUCACUUGCAGAGUCGCGUCCGGCGAGCUCACUGUCCAAUCAGCGAGGUCUAACACGUUGCGUCUACAUCACGAUACCCGGAGUGCCUGAUAUGCAGGCUUCAUUUGCAGAUGUUGGCUCCGAAGGCGGUCAUCCGGUGCUUGUGCUCCUGGGCUUGGGAGCUUCGAGACAUCUGGUGGGCUUGUAUGAUGGGCUCGCUGCAGCCCUUGGGCUGCGUCUGGUCUGCAUUGAUCGGUGGGGCAUUGGACGAACUGACCAGAUAGCUGCGGAAGCACGCACGAUUCUCGGGUGGAGCUUCGUGGUGGAACAGGUGGCUGACCUGCUCGGUAUUGACAAGUUUUCGAUCAUUGCACACAGUGCCGGCGCGCCGUUCGCUGCGGCUGUAGGGCUGCUGUUUCCGCAUCGUGUACAAGGGCCUCUACAUCUGCUAGCACCCUGGACAGGAUUGCAACAGGACAGUGGAUAUCGAUGGCUGCGAUAUGUUCCGGACGGAGUCAUCAAGACGGCGCAAGCAGCAGAAUGGAAAAUUCAGAGUUGGAAGCUGGGCAAAGAAGGAUUGCGAUCAGGUAAUCGGACACCGCUGGUCUCGACGGACGAGGAAUCCGCUGCGGCAGGGAUUCGCGCGUCCAACGAUUCCCGGCGGGGCUCAACGAUGGCUGACAAGCAGCGGCAGCAGCGCCCGCUCGAGCAUACGUCGGAGCAGCAUCUCGACUCGAUAGCGAGGACAGCAAGCGACUCGGCCAGAGAGUCGGGUUCGAGAGAGGGACUGGACGAUCUGCGUCCCAUCAUGACACACGAUGGGCAGAGCUUCGCAUCGAUGGAAGAGGAACGUGAGACUGCGUUGGAUCUGCUCAAGGCUUCACACGCCGAGAGUGCACGCGGGCUGGUAGAUGACCUUAACCUGGUGCUCGGCAAGAGACCUUGGGGGUUCAGCUACGCAGACGUUCAGAUAGCCUGCGAGGUAUGGCACGGAAGCAAGGACGAACGCAUUCCUGUUGCGAGUUCGACCCACUUGGCCAAGGAGAUGCGAGACUGUAGGCUGCACGUGGUCGAAGGUGCGAGCCAUGGAUUGAUGACCAAUUCGGAGGUGGUGAUAGAGGUAUUUGAGAGCAUUCGAAAGUACGCGGCCCUCUCGUCUGAUGGCGAGAACCUCCGCUCCCGCCAAAGCUGA
Messenger RNA from Sporisorium graminicola, 1914 nucleotides. RefSeq lists its product as uncharacterized. The record is from RefSeq and is a predicted model, not a curated record. Bases 1 to 1914 code for a protein of 637 amino acids. The transcript has a single exon. Lineage: Eukaryota; Fungi; Basidiomycota; Ustilaginomycetes; Ustilaginales; Ustilaginaceae.